UCACUUAUGUAGGUACAUCGAGGCCAGUAAAGCUCAUCUUUACCACUCUAGUGGUGAUUCAGUUGCUUCUGUUACACAGGCAGUUCUAUUGUAUGUUUUUUAAAACAUACUUAAAUUACUACACCCCUUCAUGCCAUUUGUGACCGAGGAACUCUGGCAGGCGCUCCCCUACCGAAAAGAAGCUCUUAUUGUAUCUCCGUGGCCACUGACUUCACUUCCAAGGAAGAGCAAUUCGAUUAAAAAUUUUGAAAAUUUACAGGCUUUGACUAGAGCUAUCAGAAAUGCUCGAGCAGAAUAUUCUGUUGAGCCUGUAAAGCGUAUAUCAGCAUCUAUAGUUGCAACUGAAGAAGUCACUGAAUACAUAUGGAAAGAAAAAGAAGUUUUAGCUCUUCUCUCCAGGCUAGAUUUACAAAACAUCAAUUUCACCGAUUCUCCCCCAGGCACGUUUCUUCAUCGAUUAUUUUCCAUUUGGCCAAGGCCCGGAAAUGUUCAUGUUUAUUGUCAUUUAUUUUUAUGGCUUUAUAUGACCUGA
Malus domestica (apple) is the source of this 532-nucleotide messenger RNA. RefSeq names its product valine--tRNA ligase, chloroplastic/mitochondrial 2-like. Gene Ontology annotation, biological process: valyl-tRNA aminoacylation. The record is from RefSeq and is a predicted model, not a curated record. Gene Ontology annotation, molecular function: valine-tRNA ligase activity; ATP binding. Gene Ontology annotation, cellular component: cytoplasm; cytosol. NCBI's taxonomy places the organism in Eukaryota, Viridiplantae, Streptophyta, Magnoliopsida, Rosales, Rosaceae.